UUCUAGCCGUCUGGUGUGCAAAUCAACUUGUUCGCAUUAAAUGGUGAGGCUCGGUCUCUGCUUUCUUCAAAACCUGUGAGAGAUAGGCCACCAUCAUGGGGGAGUGGUCCUUCCUAUCUGAUAUGUUGGACAAGGUCGAAUCUCAUUCGACUUUAUUGGGCAAGGUCUGGAUGAGCGUUCUUUUCAUCUUCAGGAUCUUCAUUCUUGCAGCUGGCGUGGAUAGAAUAUGGGGAGAUGAACAGUCAAACAUGGACUGCAACACCAAUAGCCCUGGCUGCAAGAAUGCUUGCUACGACGCGUCGUUCCCCAUAUCUCACACACGCUUCUGGGUCCUCCAGAUCCUCACUGUCUCAACACCGACUUUCAUCUACCUGGGUCAAGUCUUGCUUGUUAUUCGCAAAGAGAACAAGCUCAGAAGACACCUGCAGCAAAAAUGUGACUCAAAUCGGAUGAUCAAAACUCCCAAAUAUUCGGACGAACGUGGAAAGGUGCACCUCAAAGGUUUCCUGUUGGUUAGCUAUAUAUUGCAGCUUAUCUUCAAAAUACUGCUGGAAGUGGCCUUCAUUGUGGGCCAGUACUUCAUUUAUGGCUUCAUCCUCAUGCCUGACGUGAUCACAUUCAAAGGCGGGAGCUGUCGAACUGACACAAACUGCUACAUCAGUCGUCCGACGGAAAAAAAUGUGUUCAUCAUCUUUAUGUUGGCGAUGGGUGUCCUGUCUGUUUUACUCAACAUUGUGGAAAUAUUCCAACUGAUGGUAUCAAAGAUGAAACACAGGGAAAGGAAGAGCUUUGGUUCAAUUUGACAAAUUAACAUUAAAGUAGGGGGAAAGUCACUUUUACAAUUUCAAUAUGUAGUUUUCAAUUGUUCGCUAAUUGAAACAAAACUUUGUUCCGUAUUAUAAAGAUAAGAAUUAAAAUUGUCGACUGUUAUAAUCUGGUAAUACUGUUUGUACAGCAAAGUGAGCAUCGCAACUAGUUUACAUCUCAGCACUGAGUGUUUUAUAUUUUCUUUUGACUUAAUCAUAUAGUUGCACACAUUAUGAAGGAUUUUGUGUGAUUUUGUCACAAAUUCUUGUCAUUUGACAAAAUGGAGGUGCAGGGUUUUGCCAUACUGUGUAUGGCCACUAUGUUUGAUAAACUGUAUUGGCCCGAAUAUAAGACAGUGUUUUUUGCAUUGAAAUAAGACUGAAAAAGCGGGGAUCGUCUUAUAUUCGCGGUCUAGACAUUAUACCCAUUCACAACGCUAGAUGGCGCCAGAUAUCAUUGAAGCGAUCUUCUGUCAUGACAGAUCUCAGCUACUCUCAAAUUUAACCAGUUUGCAUUAUUUUAUUGCAAUGUUUUUCCUUAUUCAGAUUUGUUUCAAGACAACAGUUGCAGUUAGACUUCACUUUGAUGGUUAAUGCAGUUAUUGCAAUUUUGUUGUUUUAUCACAAUAGAUUGGUUUAUUUGCAUUUCAAAAACCAGAAGCCAUUUAUUUACGAAUGUGAUUGCACUUUAGUUUACGUAUUUAAAUGUUCAGAUAAAGAGAUUUGAAUGAGGCAAAAUAAAAUGCUUUUUCUCUACAAAUAUUUUGUUAUAAUCAAGUUUCAGAUGUACUGUAAUUAUUAAUUUGGUGUUCAAAAAGUCUUUUUUCAAACUUGAGUCUUGAAAAAGAGGGGGUCGUCUUAUAAUCAGGGCCGUCUUAUAUUCGGGGCCAAUACGGUAUUACUCAACAUCUAGGUGGGUAGAUUAGCCAAUUUUUUUUUACUUCAAAUUGUUACUUCAAAGUAUUGCUGAAGUAAAAGUAAUCAUUCUAAAAAUUUACUCGCAGUACUUUCACGCGGUCAUGUGACUAUAUUGUUAUAUUUGAUUGGUGAUUAUUGUUGCAACGUCUCAUUGGUGAAACUGGCCGAGCCACUGUGGUUAUUUCAAUAAGUAACAUCUAAUAGAAUUAACAGGCAAAAUUUAAUGACUCUAGAGUAAGAGUAGUGGGAUAGACUUUAUUAGUCAUUGACACCAACAGAUGACAACGAAAUUGCAUUCGAUGAGUGAACAUCGGGCCACUGCAGACGUUCUGCGCCGCCAACUUCUCUCUCUUCUUCGGAAAUUACAGAGCAAUUACAGAGCAGUUACAGAAGUUGCAGUACACACAUAUGCAACAUAGAAGGGAUAGAACACGACGCACAGGUCACGUGCAGGGAUUUUUGUACGUAAAAA
Molecule: messenger RNA, 2196 nt
Organism: Corythoichthys intestinalis (scribbled pipefish)
Lineage: Eukaryota; Metazoa; Chordata; Actinopteri; Syngnathiformes; Syngnathidae
Product: gap junction Cx32.2 protein-like
Exons: 2
Coding region: 96-803 (235 amino acids)
Biological process (GO): cell-cell signaling
Cellular component (GO): connexin complex
Molecular function (GO): gap junction channel activity
Source: RefSeq, a predicted model, not a curated record